AGUGCAACCACCUCACUUAUGCGGCGGUGGAAUCUUCUUCUGCAACGGCAGAGCUCCCUGCCAAGGAGACCUGCUGUCAAUUGCUCUCUGAGAUGGUACCAGGAACAAUCACGAUGGCUAUCGUCGACCGGCCUCCGGAAUUGUUCGUGCUCAGGAUCCGAGCCUAACACAGCAGCCAGCAGCAGCAACAACAAGGAGUCUUCCACUCCAACCACUGAUUAUCGAGCCCUAGGGACAUUCCAGGACCUGUUCACAUCCUCAUUAUACAGCCCAGGUUCUCCAUUAUUCCUUCCCAAUGGCACUCACGUCGUCAACAAACUCAUCUCCUUCCUCCGCACGCAGUAUCUCCAGUAUGGCUUCCGCGAAGUUCUAACCCCUACCAUCUACAAGCGUUCACUAUGGGAAGUGUCUGGUCACUGGCAGAAUUACAAGGAUGAUAUGUACGAGGUGCGAGGCCGGGGGGCUACUGGCGAGACCGACGGCGAAGUCGGCGAAGACGAGUCGUACGGCCUGAAACCGAUGAACUGUCCCGGCCAUUGCCUGCUAUUCAAGUCGCAAACCCAUUCGUACAGAGAACUGCCGAUUCGCUAUGCAGAUUUCAGCCCGUUGCAUCGCAACGAAGUCUCGGGGUCGCUGAGUGGGCUCACCCGCGUGCGCCGUUUCCAUCAGGACGACGGCCACAUCUUCUGCCGGCCGAAUCAGAUCAAGGGGGAAAUCGCAUCGGCUCUCGGAUUCGUGGAAAUGGCCAUGAAAACUUUUGGUCUGGGGCCGUAUCGACUCGUUCUGUCUACGCGACCGGAGAAGGACUUCAUUGGGAGCCUUGAGUUGUGGGAUAGUGCCGAGGCGCAGCUGCGAGAAGCACUAGAUAAUAGCGGGCGACAAUGGGAGAUUAAUGAGGGUGAUGGAGCGUUCUACGGGCCCAAGAUUGAUAUCCAGCUCCAGGAUAAGGCGGGCAAGUACCAUCAAUUGUCUACCAUCCAGCUGGACAUGAACUUGCCUCAACGAUUCGGGCUGGAGUACCAGGUUGCAGAAGGCGAGGAAGAGUACAAUCCCGCGAACCCCGGGAAGGCGACGCCUGUGCUGGUUCACAGGGCCAUUUUCGGCUCGCUAGAGCGAUUCCUCGCGCUCCUGAUAGAGCAAUACGCUGGUCAUUGGCCGUUCUGGCUUUCCCCGCGUCAAGGGAUCAUUCUGACCGUCAACCAGGACGAAGCCGUCUUGCGUCAGGCGCAGGAAGCAGCAGCCAAGUUGUCUGGUUUCCGUGCGCUUCUGCCGAACCAGGAUGCCGUCGAUGCGGCCACCGCUCCGGAGCCACUCUCGUCCGUCGACUCUACCUUCUUGAUUGAUGUUGACAAUAGCAGCCAGACCUUAGGGAAGAAGAUCCAGAGGGCCAAACAGAUGAAGUACAAUCUCAUAUUCAUUCUGGGAUCCAAGGACGUUGCAGACGCCAGUAUCACGGUCGACGUUACCGGCCAGAUGCUGAGUAAAACGGAUGCCGGGACACAGAAACUGAGGGCGGUUAUGGAGUCUCAUCUGGGACCCGGUUGCCUGCAAAACCCAAGGUCCGUCAAGGUCAAGGUGGACGACGUACAUGAUCUUUUGGUGGAGUUUGAGAAAAGGUUUCUGUGAAGAAGAUAUUUCUUGGGGGGCUUAGAUUCCGAUGGGCCUCUGGCCACGUCCACUGUAUACUAUUUCAUUGCAGGAACCAAAGAAUCAACUGUAAUUGAUGGUUUGCCAUCUGAAAAAAAAA
Monascus purpureus is the source of this 1747-nucleotide messenger RNA. NCBI's taxonomy places the organism in Eukaryota, Fungi, Ascomycota, Eurotiomycetes, Eurotiales, Aspergillaceae. The record is from the annotation of a GenBank genome assembly.